Lycium ferocissimum is the source of this 453-nucleotide messenger RNA. RefSeq lists its product as uncharacterized. The transcript has a single exon. The coding region runs from base 1 to 453 and encodes 150 amino acids. NCBI's taxonomy places the organism in Eukaryota, Viridiplantae, Streptophyta, Magnoliopsida, Solanales, Solanaceae. The record is from RefSeq and is a predicted model, not a curated record.
AUGGAGGCACUUUUUGCUCAAUUCUCCAUUCUAUCAGACCAAGCUCUUUGUGACAAGAACUUCGACCCUUACACCAUAGAAGAUGAUCUCAUGAAGCUCUUUGAGGUGGAAGCUUACAACGCUUGGGCAGCCAUGGAACUCCAUCAAGAAAAGGAAGUUGAAGAAGCUGAGAAUUACAUGAAAGAAGCAGAGCAUCAUAUUAACACUGCUAUGGAAGAUGCCAUGGAAGAAUUUCGCCGUUUCGAAGAGGAAAUGAACCAAAUGGCUAAAGCUGAGUAUGAUAGCCUUGUUGGUGUUGCUGAAAGAGCUAGAAAUAUGGGAAAGACUAUGGAAAAAGUGGCUACAAUUGCUGCCAAGAAGUACAUUGAAGGUGCUGUUAACUCUGCUGGUGCUUCAAUGAAAUCUGCUAUUAAAGCCAUUUCUUCUCACUCUAACAAGGUUCAUCCUUCUUGA